UCCAUUCCUCGAUCCACGAAUUCCUCUCUUGUCUUUUCUAACCUCUCUUCCAGUCUAUUGUCUCUGCCACCCGUCUCCCGUCUCCGUCCCCGUCCGUCUCCGUCUCCCGUUUUCUUCACACCCUUACGCAGUCCAGCGUCUAGAGGGGCCACACCCACCUUUAGCCCUCGCUCGCGCGACGACGACACAAUGGACGACCCCUCCUCCUCGUCGGCUUCGAAGGACAAUGCCGGUCCUGGCUCCAUGCCCACGUCGCAUCAGCAACAGUCUAGCGGUGCCGUUCCACCACAACCGCCCGUAGUCGCCACCGCUGCGUCUAUCGCGAGACCACAUGGUCACGAGCUUCCUUUCGUCACGCCCUCAUCCUACCUUCGCCCGAGACCUUCCUCUGCUGCUGCCCGCAAAAUGCCAGAGAAACCCCCCAGCCCGCUCGACAAGGACCAGAUCGAGGGUCUGAGAGCCAUUCGCGAUUUUCUUAAAGUUCGAACCAGCUACGAUGUCCUGCCGCUCUCCUUCCGCCUCAUCGUGCUCGACAACGAUCUCCUGAUCAAGAAGAGUCUCAACAUUCUCAUCCAGAACGCCAUCGUUUCCGCGCCGUUAUGGGAUUCGCACAAUUCCAGAUUCGCUGGCCUCCUGACCGCGACGGACUAUAUCAAUGUGAUACAAUAUUACUGUCAGUUCCCUGACGAGAUGCACAAGCUGGAACACUUCCGGCUCAGCAGCCUGAGAGAUAUCGAAAAGGCCAUCGGGGCCUCCCCUCUCGAGACGGUGUCCGUCAACCCCAUGAGACCGCUUUACGAGGCUUGCCGCCGCAUGCUCAAGACCCGCGCGCGCCGAAUUCCCCUCGUGGACGUCGACGACGAAACCGGCCGCGAGAUGGUUGUCAGCGUCAUAACGCAGUACAGAAUCCUUAAAUUCAUCGCCGUCAACAACGAACACAAUACAGUCCUGCUCAAGAAGUCUCUCAGGGAGAUCGGCCUGGGCUCCUACAAGAAUCUCGCUACGGCGAAAAUGAACGACUCGGUCCUCAAUGUGGUUGACCUGAUGGUUAAGCAGAACAUCUCUUGCGUGCCCAUCGUGGACGGGCAUAACCGUCUCCUCAACGUCUUCGAGGCCGUCGACAUCAUUCCAUGCAUCAAGGGCGGCAUGUACGAAGAGUUGUCCUCGAGCGUCGGGGAGGCACUGUGCAGGCGUCCCGAUGACUCCCCCGGAAUCUACACUUGCAGUCCUGAGGACCGACUCGACUCGAUAUUCGACACGGUUCGCAAGUCGAGAGUGCAUCGUCUGAUAGUGGUGGACGAUGAUAACCGGCUCGUGGGUGUCAUUUCCCUGUCGGACAUUCUCAAAUAUGUGCUCCUGCACGGAGAAGAGGAUGAUAUUAAGGGCCCCUGAAGGUGGCAUAAAACUGGAAUUGCAUAGAACUAAGAGCGACGGAUCCUCGCUGGAAUGACUUGGGAAACGGUAGACAUGGUAAUGAGCAUGUGCCAGGCGUACGUAGGCGUAACUGGGAGGGAUACCAGACGGUGCGCGUAUCUCGGCAUUUUUUAUUCUAUUCGCUUUAGAGGUUCUGGAGGCUUACGGAGAAGUUGGUUACCUCGAUGCAUUACGAAAUGAUAACAUGCCCAACAUGACCAGCAUGACCGACCCUUGGCCACUGUUAUUCUGCGCAAUGUCUACUCGCUGUAGUGGCCGGACGCUGGAUAAUGUUGAGACGGUGGGCGUCAACAGUGGCCUCGUUCAAGCAGGUAGGCAGGCAGGCAGGCAGACAGACAGACAGUCAGGCAGUCAGACAGUCCCUUGAUGAACGAAUGUGAAGAUUACAAACAUGCCUAGGCACCUAGGUUAGUUCAGGUGAACGCCAUCAUAUUACCGGGCCGGUG
Molecule: messenger RNA, 1880 nt
Organism: Colletotrichum destructivum
Lineage: Eukaryota; Fungi; Ascomycota; Sordariomycetes; Glomerellales; Glomerellaceae
Product: Putative CBS domain-containing protein
Exons: 4
Coding region: 190-1392 (400 amino acids)
Biological process (GO): regulation of catalytic activity; protein phosphorylation
Cellular component (GO): cytoplasm; nucleotide-activated protein kinase complex; nucleus
Molecular function (GO): protein kinase binding; protein kinase regulator activity; AMP binding
Source: RefSeq, a predicted model, not a curated record